CAGUUUGGAUAUAGGUUCGCUCGGAACUAACGAUUUGUUUUCACUAACGGUUUGCUAGUUGGAUUUCACAUCAACGGAUAAAUCUGCAUCAUGUGCUUGCCGAAACGGAUCAGUGGCGGUGCUAUUCAAAGCGUGACAACAGCCAUCGGCAAUAUGCUCUGCUUCAAUUUCGGACUUCUGUUUGGCAUCACGCCGGCGCACAUGAAUCUGUACGAGUCGGAGACAGAAACGCCCCUAAACAAGGUUACAGAUCCCGCCGGCACCGCCUUCUUAACGGGCUAUCUAUUUCUGAGUGCAGCCGUGGGUGCCGCAUUCUCCGGCUGCCUGGCAUUACGAAUCGGUCCCAAGUCCGUGCUGCUCUUGUCUGGACUCCUACAGAUUUUUGCCUGGUUCUGCAUACACUUUGGCGUCGAUAUUGUUCACAUUUAUGCGUCCCGCAUGUUUGGGGGCGUGGCAGCUGGCGCUGCUUUGGUAGUUCUGCCCAUUUUCAUUAACGAAAUCGCCGAGACACGGGAGAAGGCGGCACGCUUAACCUUCACAAUUGAACUGUGGCGCACUGGUGGCAUCCUUGCCGGCUUCGUGCUGGGCUUUUAUGCGCCCUACCUACUUGUGAACAUUGUGGGUUGCAUAAUAUCCUGUGUGUUCUCAGUGUGCUUUCCCCUUGUGAGGGAGAGUCCGCAUUACUAUCUACGCAGGAACAAUGUGCCCGCCAUGGAGAAAUCACUGCGCUGGUAUCGGGGCAUCCGUGAUAUUGAUGACCGCGGACAGCGUGAAUAUCUUCAGGAGCUGGCCGAGUUCAAGUCGGAGUUGAGUGGUAAGAGUGGCCAGGGUAAGCAGUCCAUUGGCUCUGCCCACUUUUCGCACAGCUAUGUGGUUCGUCUGAUAUGUGUAAGCUUUCUGCUCACAAUAUGCGCCAAAAUGAGCGGUGUCUUUGUGGAAUUGAAUUAUGCCGCUGAUUUUCUUGGCCGCACCGGUACCUCAACGAAUCUGAACUAUGUGAUUCUUGCCACCUCGCAAUGUGUGGGCGCCGUAUUGGCACGUCUCUUCGGACCGCAUCUACCCCGCAAGGUGUUGCUUUGCCUCUCCUCGCUCUUCGCCGCAGCGGCAGUCAUUGCUCUAGCAUUUUUCAAGCAGUUCGGAGCCAGCUGGGCUCUGGGUGGCUGGUUUGACCGCUACCUUCCCAUUAUCUUGCUCGCCGCGCAGAUGCUCUCUGUUAGCUUCGGCUUAUGUCCUUUGGCCGCUGUUGUCAACAGCGAAGUGUUGCCCACAAAGCUGCACGACUUGCUUUAUUCAAUGGCAUCGUGCAUAUCCUGGCUGCUGCUCUUUGGCAUGAUUGAGGCUUUUAAUUCGGUGAAGACAACAAUCGGACCCGGCUUGGUGCUUUAUCUGUGGGUAUUUGCUGGCGCAUCGAUAUUUGUGGGCCUCAUUUCGCUGCCUUUGUUGCCCGAAACACGCAAUCGACGUCCAUCGGCUGUGCAACGGGAUUUGGGCUAUGUGGAGCACGAAGGCGUUGCCAAAAGCGUUAGUGUAAUUAGUGGACACAUCUGCACGCGUAUUUGAGGCACAACCAAUUAGUACCUAAGAGCAUUCUGUACAUUUUAAGAUAAAUUAAAGCACUUAAGAAAAAGAAGAAGCAGGGCGUUUAACUGAAAGUAGGUCAUCAUACCAAAAGCUCUUUUGCCCGGAAACGGACACUUGCACGUUUAUCAUUAGUGGUCAGUAGCAAUGAUUAAAUUAAUUUUCCAUUUAGAAAUGAACAAGCAAAGUCGUGUGAUCUGCGCGUAUCUAAUCUUGCCUUUAUUUAAUCAGUAGAUUAAAUAAUUUGUUACAUAAGGCACUCAAGAGGUAAUUGAGAACUGAUACAGCUCGAUCACAUUUUAACAUGCAAGUAGUUGAUGUUAUCAUUUUAUUUAAGCCAACCACUUUACUUUGUAGUCAGCUGAUAUCGGAAA
Drosophila grimshawi is the source of this 1952-nucleotide messenger RNA. RefSeq names its product facilitated trehalose transporter Tret1. Gene Ontology annotation, molecular function: transmembrane transporter activity. Bases 91 to 1560 code for a protein of 489 amino acids. Gene Ontology annotation, cellular component: membrane. Gene Ontology annotation, biological process: transmembrane transport. The transcript has 6 exons. NCBI's taxonomy places the organism in Eukaryota, Metazoa, Arthropoda, Insecta, Diptera, Drosophilidae. The record is from RefSeq and is a predicted model, not a curated record.